AUGAGCACAGAAAACAUUUUGUGCAUAGCACUUAGGUUUUUUGCGUCUGGCCAUUUUUUGUACAGUGUGGGAGAUUCGGAGCAUGUGGGAAAGGCCACUGUGUGUCGAGCCGUUCGUUCAGUAUGUCUGGCACUUAAACAGUUCUUAGCCACGUUUGUACGGUUCCCUGGCCAUAAACCUCUGCUUGUUAUUAAAGACGAAGUCCACAGAGUGGCAGGGUUUCCAAAUGUAAUUGGAUUCAUUGAUGGCACUCACAUUCCUAUUAAAGCUCCAUCAAUAAAUGAGGGAGAUGUCAAUAGGAAAUCUGUUCAUAGUAUCAAUGUGCAGGUAAUAUAUGAGGCAAUCCAAAUAAUUAUAUAUUAUAAUGUCGAGGCAAAAUGGUCAGGAUCUGUGCAUGAUGCCAGAAUUUUCCGCGAGUCAUCAUUAUGCCAGGCAUUUCAGCAGGGACAGUACAAUGGUUACUUCCUGGGGGACAGAGGAUACCCUUGUCUGCUCUAUUUAAUGACACCCUACCCUGAACCUGAGCCUGGACCACAGACACGCUUUAACCUGGCUCACAGCCGAACACGGGCCAAGGUGGAGAUGACUAUAGGGAUCCUCAAAUCUCGGUUUCAGUGUCUGCGUGGGCUCCGGGUUACUCCAGAGAGGGCAUGUGACAUUAUAGUGGCUUGUGUUGUGCUUCACAAUAUUGCCACUAUAAGAGGAGAGAGCCACCCUCCUUGUAUUGAGGAAGAUGGCCCAGAGGAACAUCUACAGAUUUUACAGACCAACAGAGAUGGAAGACUUUUGAGAGACAGGAUCUACAAGUUCUCACCUUAA
Messenger RNA from Puntigrus tetrazona (Sumatra barb), 819 nucleotides. RefSeq names its product putative nuclease HARBI1. NCBI's taxonomy places the organism in Eukaryota, Metazoa, Chordata, Actinopteri, Cypriniformes, Cyprinidae. The record is from RefSeq and is a predicted model, not a curated record.